UCUGUAUUCAGUUCGCGUCCACAUUUCUUGCGGAAUGUUGUGUCUAUGUUGUGUGGCAUUUACGAGUGAAUACGCGUACUUGAUUACGAAAUUUUAUCAACAUUCUUUUACUAGAAGAAGUAUUUGAUAAUAUCUAAGUGUAAAAAAUUGUGAUAUGAACUGUUUGGACAGUAGCGGAUUGAUUUACUGUACAUUGAUAGUAUUUUGAAAAUAAAGGAUGUCCAAUUUUAAACGAUCGAGGAGCAAAGUUUGGUGGGGCGAUACCCCGCCGAAUGUUGGCAGCCCUGUCGCCCAACCAGCCUGGGAACAACGUCGUGAAGAUCAAGAUUGGGAACCGCAGCUACCGCAUUGGAUCGCUAAUCAGGAACAAAAAAAUAAUAGCGUUGAUAAUAUAGCCAGGGCCAACGUCCCCAAUAAUUGGCCACUUCGACAUGGCAGCCCUGGAAGCCAUAAGAGUCAAGAUUCUGGUUUCUCAGACUCCGAUAAUUCUCCCCCUGUAUCGCAGUAUUAUUCUUCGCCUGAUAAUUCAGAGUUAAAUAAAUCAACGUGCAGUAGUGAUUCCAAUAAUAAUGAGAAUAUAACAGUUAAACAGGCGAGUGAUUUUCAGAACUCUUCGCAAAGUAAGGACGAGUUUGAUGGUUUGAAAUAUUUAGGUACUCCUACGCCAAAACCGCGCUUGCGAAGUAGCAGUGUUAUACAAACACCUUACGAUCUACAAAAGUACUGCGAAGUCCAUCAUGAUGAGGAACAUCUUGAGUUGUUAAAAGAUCCUAUAACUGAAAGUUCCAGCCCCAACAACGUCAAUGAUAAAUCCAAAAAUCAAUGUUAUAACAAAACCCCGAAUAAAAAUAAAAACAUAAAGAAUUCUUUUACCCCGAAUAAUGUUAGCAAUAAGGAAAAUAAAUUAAACUCGAGUGCAAUACAAAAUGAUACCAAAGAUGUACCAAGCAAAAAUUUAAAUCUUAUAAGUCCCUCGAAAAAAUAUCCUCCUAAGAAGUUUAUCUCUAGUACUAACACCGAUAAAACAAAUAUAAGUAAAGUUGCCAAAGUGAAAGAUUUAGAUACAAGCAAAAAUAAAACAGACGAGAGCUUAGAGUAUAUAAAACUAGCACACAAUAAUGAAAUUGUUGUUAAUAACCAGCCAAGGGUACGCACGCCGAUUUCAAAUAUAUCUUACGUGCCUACUGAAAGAAUUUUAGCGACAAAACCUGAAUACCAUAGAAGUAUGUCUAAUGAGGACAGCUUACCAAUUUCUAGUACACCAAAAUUCCAAAGAAAUAGGUUAAAUAAAUCACUUAAUUUUGAGGCUCAAAAAUUGGACCAGCAGAUAUUAGAUAUUCAGGAAGGCUACCAUUCCCUUGGUUAUAUUGAUGAAGAUGAAACCCCCCAGGAAGACCACUUAAAACAGGAAAUACAUAAACCUUCUAAAGCCAUAUUAGGCAUAAAUAUAAUGGAUAGCCUUAACUUAAAGCCAACUAAGAAGCCGGGCCCAAAAGCAAAGCAAAGGAUGACAAAGGAUAAAUCCAGAGACCUUUUGAAAUUUUUGACCUCCAGAAAAGACAAGCCUGUCGCGCAAACUUUAGCAGGAGGUAUUCUAGAUGGAAGCAGGGUUCCAUCAUUGGGACUUCCGAGAACAACUGAACAAAACUCUUGGGUAAUCGUUGGCCCUCCAGAAAAAGAGAUGCUGAUUCCUCAUUACAAUGAAAGGCUUGUUGAUUCACAAAGCGAUAAUAAAUCAAAAGCUGAAUAUGAGAACAGCUACAAAAAUGGAAAACUAACACCACCGUUACAAUUCCAAGAUAAACAAAAAGCACCAUAUGAAGUAAACACAAAGGCAAGUAAGGUGUUAACGCACGAUUCCAAACGGGAAAAGUUAAAAGAAGGAGAUUUAAAUUUCAAUGAUUUGCGAUUAGAUUUAGCAUGUACAUCUACACCAAAAAUGCUAGCACCUAACGAUUAUAUGAAUGGUAUACGUAGUAGUAAUAAAAAGAAUUCAAGAUUGAACUUAUUAGAAAACUUCAACAGCGGAUUGGUAUUGAACAAACAGAACGAGAUAUUGUACCGGGAAAGAAGUAUAGAUCAGACAACGCUAGAGAGACUCUGUGAAAGAAAGCCGGAAGCGGUGCAGUAUUGGCUGUGUGAGCUCGUGGGCUCGUGCGAGAAUGAGUGUAUGACGACGCUGCAGAGUAAGCCAUUAGGGGCUGAAAUGAAAGCUCUGGUAUCUGCUAGCUCAGCAACCAUCACUGGCAACAUCAAGAAGGUUCAGACCCACGGACAAAUCAUCGUUCAUCAGUACAGUGACGUUUUAAGGCAAAUGGAAUCUGAUGCCACUAGCGAAGAACAGAUAUGCUUGCUAGUAGCAAACAUAAACGAGUUCGUGCUAGCUCAUAGCAUCACGCUGAACACUAAACCUCCUGGAGAAACUCCUGAACGAUGGGACAAAAUCAAGAUGUCCCUACAAGUGUAUCUGCAGAAACUCAUCGAUAUCGGCGAGGACGUGAAGAUUGAGCUCAACGAAAGUAAACCAGAAUGGCAUUUAGUUGAAAAACAUCUGGAUACUUUGAUUGGGAUAUUCCUGGAGACCACUAAAGCGGUGCUUGUCCAGCAAAUGAAGACCUUAGUAUCAAUUAUCGAAGAGCCACCGUCAGACAUGAUCUUGAAGAGCACCUUGACUUCCAUCGGUCAUCUUGCAAUGCUCAGCGAACCAAUGGAAUCCAAUCUUCACGAUAAAUGCGAAAAGAUCAUUAAGAGCAUCACAGAGUUACCGUUCGUUGACUGCGGAGUCCCGAGGGCGCUUUUGACUGCUGUCAUCGAGAAUAACAAGAGUUCCGUUAAGGCAUUGUCCCUGAGGGCGUUGGCUACAGUCUGCGUCACUGCGGAGGCUGUCAAACAGUUUGAAGAGGGAGGAGGAAUAGAAAUCCUAUCAGACAUAUUGGCCGACGAGUCGAACCCUGAACCCCAGAUGCGCGAAGCAAUAACCGUGCUAACGCAGAUCACUGCUCCCUGGCUUCGAGGACAUUACGACUUGACACAACUGCAUCUAUACCUGAAUUCCAUUGUGGAUCACAUUACUGGUAUACUAUACCGCACUGAAUGUUGCCAGCUUCUGCUUCUAUGCACGGCAUGUCUCGUCAAUUUGGUCAGAGAACUGGAACUCGAGGAGAAUGAACACAAGUCGAAUAUCAUUGAAGUAUUGUGUCGACACCGGACUGUGGAACGAUUGCUGGACGCGGUGAAACGACGAGGACCCAAUAUCUCCGUGUUUUUACAGGAACAGACCGCGUCCCUCCUGGCGUCACUAUCCCGGGUGUCCCGCUGUGUGCUCCAUCUGGCAUCCCUGCCGACCGCGAGCGUGGCGCUAGUGUGCUUCGUGCGAGCCGCACCCGCACACGCGCCGCGCGCCGCCGAGUUGCGGGCGCAGCAUCGCCUGCAUUGUCACGCCGCUGAGGCUAUAUCUAGACUCGUCGUGGUAUCAGAAGUUGCCCAGCAAAUAAUUCAACUAGAAGGCAUUCCGCAUCUUAUCCGACUGGUUAGAAUGCAGAGAACCCGACCUCACGUUGAAACUAAUCCGGACCAAACACUCAUACAUUGCUUGAAGGCACUCCGUACUAUAUACAAACAUCAUACAGAUGCAUUCAAAGAUUAUGAAAAGGAUGUCGGUGAGAUGAUUCGACCUCAUUUAAUGGAGUCACUUAUGUUGUUCUCGGCGAAACAAGAAAGUUAUGUGUGAUCCUAUGGUUCUUUGAACUAUUCAUAACUGCUUGUUUCCGCGCCAUCUAGUGUGGAGUAGGUAGUACUAUACCGUAUCCUUGAUUCAUACUUUUUACAUGGAUUUGACUAGCUAUGUAUAUGCAUAAAUAGCUAAAACAUAAAUUAAUAUAGACUGGAUGUUUGACAGAUGUCAAACUAAUUUGAUACUUAUGUUUAUCUGUAUCACGACACGUUUUUUUUUUAAUUUUGUACUGUGAGUGGUAAUAGGUAACUGAUACGUUUACGUAAGUCCCUGUAAAAUCAUUUCAAUGAUUCUGAACGCUUUUAAAUUAAUUGAUAUCAAUUAUAAAUAAAAUCUGUUGUAAUUAAAGACUAAGCUCAAGCAUUCGGUGAAGUUGGGGUGAAUACACUUUUCCCUUAGAAGUAUAUGAAGUAUAUUGAAUUUUGAUAAAUUAAAUUAAAUAUAUUUUUAUAUAUACUUCAUUCAUACAUUGUCCCAGUCUCACUGCUAGAAGAUGUGACGAAUGACAUCAAAUGUAAUGUAAUACAUUCCAUUUUUAUAUCAUGUAUAUUUAAUUUAAGAUAUUUUACUCAUAAUCAAUAAAAUAUUCAGAGGCCAUACUUAAUAUAUUUGCUAGUCUGUACUCCAUUUUUAGAUAUAUUUUACUAAUCUACUGCGAAAUCUUAAGUCAAAGUUAUUCUUAUUAUAUAGCGAAAAUCAACAUUAAAUAUUACUUCAUAUUUAUCAUAAAAAAUAUUCACAGACUUUUUCACGUAAGUUUUUCUAAAUCCGAGUGUAAAAAUCAAAUGAAUUCAAACAAUGGUAAUGACCGUACAAAAACGUAAAGAGUGAAACGAUUCUAUUCACCUGUCACAAAUAAGCAAAUUACUUGAAAAAUGUCUGUGAAUAAAACACCGGUUUUCCCAAAUAAAACCCUAAAAUGUAAAAUAUAAUGAUGUAAGUAAUUGGAUUUCAAGAAUUAUUCCAUUAUGAAUUUCGACUUUUGAUAUUUGUAAAGCUUUCUCUAUACCGCCUUUUCUUAAGCUUGAGCUCUUUUAUCAAGGUAUAAGUCAAUCUGUAAAUUUUUAGACCUUUAAAUCAAUAAUUAAAAUAUUAAUAAAUAAAUUUUAACCCUUCAAUAUAGCAACAUAUAAGAUCUUGUAAAAAGUUUUACAGCAAGUGUAAAGUUUAGGAAUACAUUUAAUUAUUAGAUCUCUUUAUCCAGCAUUAAAAAAAGCGGUAUAGUUCUUUUGUAGAUAAAACAUGCAAAUACCACCGUAGGGUAGUAUGUAUUCAAAAUUUAUUGAUAUAUUGUAUAAAAUAAAAUAUAUUACUAUGAAA
Molecule: messenger RNA, 5053 nt
Organism: Leptidea sinapis
Lineage: Eukaryota; Metazoa; Arthropoda; Insecta; Lepidoptera; Pieridae
Gene: insc
Exons: 9
Coding region: 218-3730 (1170 amino acids)
Biological process (GO): asymmetric cell division; establishment of mitotic spindle orientation; apical protein localization
Cellular component (GO): apical cortex
Molecular function (GO): cytoskeletal adaptor activity
Source: RefSeq, a predicted model, not a curated record